GUUCCCUACCCUUUGGCAAACAGUUGUGAGUCUUUUCCCAACCUAAGACACACAGGCCUUUCCCUUAGGCUCCCCAGAUUCCCCCAACACCAGCAUCUAAAGAAUUAAACCCUGGCACAGCUGGGUUCCACCAGGGCCCAUUCUGUUGCUCAGCGUCUCCCCAUAGUGGUUGUGAAUGUUUUGCAUUUUAUCCUGGAUUAGGGCAGCCUUGAAUCUUGUCUUCCCCUCUGCCAGAGGCGACCAUGGCUCUCCCGCUUCCAGCACCUUGAAGAUGGCCCACCCAGAGGACAUGGCCUCUGCAGUCCCCAGCGAGGGGCAGAGGCUGGUCCUAAUGCAGACUAAUGGAGCACAUGAGAUCCCUCCAGGGGACCUCAGCACCCCAGCGCCACUUCUUCGCCUUCUAAGGACAUGGGGGGUAUGGCAGGUUCCAGAGCUGGAUGCCCAGGAUGCAGAAGCCUUUAUGAUGCAGUGGCCACUGGGGAGUUUCCUGGUCACAGGCCCUGACUCCAGCCAGGCCCUGGUACUGAGGACUUCACCGGGAGAAAUCAAUACCUAUCAGAUCCAGAAGUUUCCUGGAGGUGUGUCCUUGGAAUCCUCCAACCUCUGUGUGCCAGACCUGCUCCAACUUCUGGCCUUCCUCUCAGCCAGCAGGGACAUUCUUCCCAGGACACUGGUCCUCCCCCCUUCCCUUGUAGCGUCCGGAGACAGACAAACAGAUCCUCUGCAGGUUGGCAGGGUCCAAGCUGACACUUCCGGGAUAGUGCUUUCUGUAGUGAACCAGCUCUACCUGGACACCCAUGGAGGCUGGGGGCAGGAGCAGACCCCGGACCAGACGACUCAGGACCUCGUUCCAGCCUUCAGGAACCCUGCCCCGCACCGCAUCUCCUGGGUGGAAGGCCCGCCUAGCCCGGAAGUGCACCAUCCUCAGCCCGCUCUGGCCAGUUUAGUAGAUGAGAAGCAGCAACAGGAGGACGACAACUACAGAGAUGAAGAGGAAGACGCCGAGGAUGAGCUCACUGCUCACGUCCGCGUUCUGGCCAGGGCGCGGAGCAGCUACGUGGCCAGGCAGUACCGGGUCCUCCGAGCACGCCUCACCUCAGAGUCUGGGAGUCCCCACAGGCCUGGGGACCCGGCCACGGAGCUGCUGCAGGACGUGCGGCACCUCCUUACUGACCUCCAGGACUACUUGGCAAAGGACCCCGACGUGAGAGCUGUCUUCGGGAGCAGGGGGCCUCGGGUCCCCCAGAAGGACAAGGAUCUUGGUAAGGGGGAAGACUAAAAAGGAAACCCCUGCGGGCUUAGGUGUGCUGUCGCUUGGCCCCGCACAGGUGUUCACCGCCAAGUUCUUUGUCCCCGUGGGCGUACCAAUCUGGGUCUCGCACGCCCUUUCCAACCUAAAGCAGCGCCUGCUCCCCUCGCGGGGCCUGGGGGACAGAGCCCCGCCCUCGCCCUGCGGAGCCGCAUCCACGCUCACCUCGAGCACCUUCACGCCGCUUCCUCCCCUCGCCGGAAGGUGGCGCUGCUGCUGGCGGUGUGCAGUGACGUCUACGCUGGCCUGGCGGGCGGCGAGAACCGGGAGCCCGUAGGGGCCGACGCCUUCCUGCCCGCGCUGACCGAGGAGCUGAUCUGGAGUCCGCACAUCGGGGAGACCCAGCUGGACGUGGAGUUUCUUAUGGAGCUCUUGGAUCCGGAGGAGCUUCAGGGAGAGGCCGGGUACUACCUGACCACGUGGUUUGGGGCGCUGCACCACAUUGCCCACUACCAGCCCGACGAGGGCCGCGCGCCCCAGGGGCUCAGCUCGAAGGCCAGAGCCUCCCUGCGCCAGUGGCACCGCCGACGGACACUGCACAACGCUGCACAAAGAGAAUCAAUCUGGAGCUCAGGCCGACCUGUCUUUUGAGGAGCCGUGGGCAGUAGGGGCGGUGACUGCACCCGAUUUAUCAUUAGGGCUCUCAGAACCUCUGGUCUUCAAGCAAGAGGCAGGAGGCAGCUGGGACAACAUGUGGUUUGGGGGUAGCAAGGAGGAGUGCGGCCCGGAAAAGGGGCCUUUGCCUUGGCUGUCCUGCUGCCUGGCACGCUCUUCCCUAAUAUACACAGUGUUCCUCACUGGGCCCCUUCAGGUCCUGAGGCGGAUGUGACCUCAGUGAAGUUUUCCCAGACCCCCUUGCCUAAAAUGCAGGCCCUCCCACCUGGCCCACCCUGUGAUAGGCAGAAUAACGUGCCCCCAAAGAUGUCUGCAUCCCUGGCUAGGGAUUUAGCUUAGUGGUACCACUGCCUGCUUCACAAGCACAAGGUCCCAAGUUCCAUCCUGGGUGCCGAAAAAGAAAAAGAAAAAAGGUCCCCAUCCUCAUCCAUAAUCUGCGGUAAAUGGGGCCUUACAGGGGCGAUCACAUUAAGGACCAAGAUGAGGUUUCCCAGGAUUUUGGUGGCCCUGUGCAAUCACAAGGGUCCUUAUAAGAAGCAGGAGGGAAAGAGGAUCGAUAAGGCCAAGAACCAAGAAAAAAUGCAGACAUUCUAUAAACUGAAAAAAAGCAAGAAAUGGCUUCCCCUUCCAGAACCUGCAGGAGGAACUGCCCAGCUGUUGAUUUUAAACACCUAACACCCAUUUUGGACUUCUGACCUCUAAAGCUUUAAGACAAUAAAACUGUAUUUUUUAAAGUA
This is a messenger RNA of Fukomys damarensis (Damara mole-rat), 2661 nucleotides long. It is a transcript of the gene Rinl, whose product is annotated as Ras and Rab interactor like. Gene Ontology annotation, biological process: vesicle-mediated transport. Gene Ontology annotation, molecular function: small GTPase binding; guanyl-nucleotide exchange factor activity. The record is from RefSeq and is a predicted model, not a curated record. NCBI's taxonomy places the organism in Eukaryota, Metazoa, Chordata, Mammalia, Rodentia, Bathyergidae. Gene Ontology annotation, cellular component: endocytic vesicle; cytosol. The transcript has 11 exons.